Molecule: messenger RNA, 2710 nt
Organism: Pangasianodon hypophthalmus (striped catfish)
Lineage: Eukaryota; Metazoa; Chordata; Actinopteri; Siluriformes; Pangasiidae
Exons: 1
Coding region: 1791-2396 (201 amino acids)
Source: RefSeq, a predicted model, not a curated record
AAAACCUCUGCACCAGUUGAGAGAUUCAGUGUUGCUCAGCAACCUACAUCUAAAGUAUAGAUCAGUUUCUGUUUCCAAACAAUCGAGCAUUCUGCAAGAGGAAGUCGUCUUUUUCCAAUGCAAAUAUCAUACAGAUGAAAAACCGGUUUCACAAUCCUUUGUGUACUGUACUCUUUCAGCAGUGUAACCACAGUUUGGUAAUGCACUUUGUCCAUCCACCUCCUUUCUGGAUCCACUUUUUGCUGCACCUGCUCUGAGGACUUUACUCAGUAAGUUAGCUGUCUUCCUCUUCUACGGCUCCUCAUUCUGUGUGGAGCUGUGAAAAAUGAGAUCUUUAGCUUUAACUGAAGAUUAAACCACAGUCACAUUGCUGGGUUGCACAGAAGUCAGCUGUCUUCCUCUUCUACGGUUCCUCAUUCUGCUCACACUUGAAUGUACAAUAUUUGAUGUACAUUGGAGUUGUUAUUGAGUAUGUUGGAUUUUUGACAAAUUUACUUUUCACAAUGCUGUGUGUGUAUAGGAGUGUGAGAUGGAGUGAGGUGUGUGUGUGUGUCUCUGUCUUUAAGAAAGACAAAGUUUACAUAAGAUUUUGCAUCUGGUUGUUGAGAGGGACCUGACACUGAGAUCAACAGCUCUGUUCUGGGAUCUUUCUUAUCGCCUACCAAGAAAUGCAUUUUUUAAAUUGGUUGCUUGGUUUAUUGGUAAAAUGCCUGCUGUGCAUUCAACUCCUUUUUGGAUCUACCUCUUGCUGCACUUGCUACAAGGACUUAACUCCGAGGGAAACACCUUGGAUUUCUAACCACUUGUUGUUCAGAGGAGAUUAUCUACAAUUCUAUAAAAUGGUAAGUACAAAGUAACUACCAAAUCUUAUUUUGUGUAUGUAGUUAUUUCCCGCCACUUCACUACACAGUGGUGGGAAAUGGAUAGUAAUGUAGUAAUAAUGGAUACCAAUAAUAAUUGGAUUUGUAGUAAUAAUGAGUGGUCAAAUUGUUUGAAAAAUUACUGAAAAAAUAAAAUGCUCCUCAAAACAAAACCUAAACCUUAACUAAACCUAUAAAUCUGUACCAAACAGAGUCUAUAAGAGGAAAAUUGUCUCCACACUAUUGUUUAGCUGAAUUUAGAUUAGACAGGAGAAAGUGAAAGAAUAAUACCAGAGAGUAAAUAAAUUCAUACGGCUGAAAAAAAUCAUAUACCUUGGUUUAUAUAAUGCUUAUUGUCACUUACGUCUAAUUUUUGUUGUCACUUAUUACGUAACUCGUAAUAAGCUUCCUUGCGGGGCAUCCUGGUUACGAUACCGGAAAAAAAAAACGUGUGUAUAGUACGCAUGUGCACAGCCCUCGAAAUCUCGGACAGAGAUCGCGAUAAACCACUAGUUCACAAGCCGCCAUGUUGCACGCCUGUUGCAGGUAGGCCAGAAAUCUCCAGACCGAUAGUAAAACCGAUAGUGUACUCUGUAAAUUCACCAGUGAAACAGGAUGUUAUCGAUGAAAAUUCUUUGUCAGCCGGGCAUUAAAUUAAUGCUAGAUAUAUAGGUCGUGAAAAAUAAUUGUUGUGUUAUGUAGCUGUAUGAGUCAUGCAGCCGUAUGAAGCUAAUGCUAUAGCUAGCUUAAGCACGUUAACUAAUUAUGUUUUGGCCUUAUUUACAGAAUCAGCAUUUUUAGUAAAGCUAAAGCUAUUGACAUGUUUCUGUGAAUUUGUAAUGUUCUUGUUUAAUGUUGAGCAGGCUGAUUUAAAUAUUCAAUAAAUAAAUAAAUAUGAUCUUUACAACUUUUAGGUGAUUUUAAAGGUUAAUGUUUAUUGAUGUUAGUGUGCAGUUAGUGGCUAUUAACAAAUAUCUGCAAUAUGUUUGUCUGUGUGUGAGGUGUGAGUGUUUGUGGUGUGUGAAGGAGUGUCCGAAGCUAUCUUUCAUAGAGAAGGCAAAGACUGAACUGGCCCAGCUGAAGAAGACUGGAUUUGGUCGCCCUCGACCAAGACAUGGUCUGAAGCUUCUGCACUGGAUUGCGGUUCAUCUUAGGUACAGUGAAAUGAAAAUGUACUGGAGUUCUCAGUCUAAAGAUUAUGGUUUCCACCAAUUUCACAACAUACCGCAGACAGAUGGGUAUAUACUCCUGCCUAUAAUAAAUAAACUAACCUACCACACUGUAGGUAAUCUGAACAUAAAUUCAGAAAAACCACUACCUGGUUACAUCUCAAAUGAAUUUACUGGGCAUCACGAUCAAAGCAACAUUGAUCGUGUCAUAAUUGGAGUUGAUGAACAUUCGUAUGCUCGUGCAGUGUAUAUAAGUAAACAUUACAACCGGCAUGCUACUACACAGAUCAGCUGGGAAUUGCUUAUGUAUAUAAGUCUUAUGAGUUUAGAGAAAUUUCUCUCAGAAACUGGCUAUUAUGAGAGCUAAAUUAGACAUGCGUGCUAGUCUUGAAAAGUGCACUGUCAUGUCUAUACCAUAAUCUACCGAUAACUCCACAUUCCACUGAACUGAGCUCAGUAUUUACACUGGGCAGAAUACACCCAGAACUCACUGUGGCAUUCAGCCACAUGGCUAACUCUGUUCCUCUGUGUAAUCGGGUACCAGCUUCCCCUGCGUCCAUGGAACUCUAACCCCACAGACUCAUCUGCCAAUGCUGAAUGGUUUCACAGAAACAAAUGGCACAAGAGGAGAAAAAACUCACAGACCAACACAGACAAGAGACUCCCAGAAAUGAACCAGAG